Molecule: messenger RNA, 786 nt
Organism: Quercus lobata
Lineage: Eukaryota; Viridiplantae; Streptophyta; Magnoliopsida; Fagales; Fagaceae
Product: transcription factor WER-like
Exons: 4
Coding region: 1-786 (261 amino acids)
Biological process (GO): regulation of DNA-templated transcription
Cellular component (GO): nucleus
Molecular function (GO): sequence-specific DNA binding; DNA-binding transcription factor activity
Source: RefSeq, a predicted model, not a curated record
AUGGCAACAAUGAUAGGUUGGGGGAUGCAAGAACAAGGGUGGAGGAAGGGGCCUUGGACUCCUGAAGAGGAUAAAUUACUUAGUGAAUAUGUAAGCUUAUAUGGGGAGGGAAGAUGGAGCUCUGUGGCUAGAUCUGCAGCUCUCAAUAGGUGUGGGAAGAGUUGCAGGCUUAGGUGGGUGAAUUAUCUCAGGCCUGGUCUCAAGAGAGGCCAGUUAACUCCUCAGGAGGAAGGCAUCAUUAUUGAACUACAUGCUAUCUGGGGCAACAAGUGGUCAACCAUUGCUAGAUACUUGCCUGGGAGAACAGACAAUGAGAUAAAAAACUACUGGAGAACCCAUUUCAAGAAGAAAGAAAAAUCCUCUCAGAAACAAGAAAAGCGCAAACAGCAAAUUCUAAAACAAAAACAACAACAGCAGCAGCUACAGCUACAACUACAGCAACAGCAACAAGUGCAGCAAUCUCAAGAACAUGACAUAAAAGCCGUCUUUUCUCGAGCAGAGACAAGCACUGAGGAAAUGAGUGAGACUUACGGAAUUAGGCAACAGAUGGUUCUGAAGAACCCAAAUUCGGAGGACCAGUGCAUGCCUAAUAAGAUGUAUCAAGAUUUUGCAUCCUGGUUCGACACAGUUGGAGAUGAUGGGCUAUCGAGUGGCCUGUGGAACUUCGCCGAUGAUUACACAGUCGCAUGGAUGAGACAAGAGCUAUUUGGAGCGUGCGAGAACCAUGUGACUUACUGGUGGUAUUUUUGGCAUCAUCAGUUGGCGCCGUCUGUGGGGAACAUGUAG